AUGAGUCUCUAUUUUACGUUGCUUUUUGCUCUGCUAACAACACAGAUGGCUAUUUUAUUUGUCCUGGUCCUACCAUUGCCAAAUAAGAUGAGAAAGAUGUGUUACAACAUGUGGGAAAUUGCGUCAAUGAAACAGGAAUUCAAAGUGAUCAUUGUGAUGUUAAAUAUUCUGGUUGGUUUACUAUUUGUGGAUUCGUGGAAGAGGGCUCAUGUACCAAUUCGUCAUAAGGGGGUCAAUGAUUUGGAUUCCACUCUAUCCAUGCAAGGUCUAGCAUCUAGAGCUUACAAUCAAAGAAACGUUUAUAUUUCUGGAUUCAUAUUGUAUUUCAUGGCGGGCAUUCCAACUGUCUUGAGCAUAGUAAGGAGACUAAUCAAAUAUCAGGAUUUAAUCAAUGAAAAAACCAAGAAAGGCUCAAGUAAAGAAGCAGCUCUUGUCUCUGAUGAUAAAGAAAUUGCCAAAUUACAAGAAGAAUUGAGAAAGAAAGAUGUCUCUUUAGAAGGUUUGAAGAAACAAAUUGAAAAUUUGGAAAAUUUCUACGAUGAAUCAAAUAAACCAAAGGCUGUAACAAAUGAAGAGAUUAAACAAUCAAAGAGAAAUCAGUAA
This is a messenger RNA of Kazachstania africana CBS 2517, 603 nucleotides long. It is a transcript of the gene YET1, whose product is annotated as Yet1p. The record is from RefSeq and is a predicted model, not a curated record. NCBI's taxonomy places the organism in Eukaryota, Fungi, Ascomycota, Saccharomycetes, Saccharomycetales, Saccharomycetaceae. Bases 1 to 603 code for a protein of 200 amino acids. Gene Ontology annotation, cellular component: endoplasmic reticulum membrane; endoplasmic reticulum. The transcript has a single exon. Gene Ontology annotation, biological process: endoplasmic reticulum to Golgi vesicle-mediated transport; intracellular protein transport.